AUGGUAAUAGCGCAGAUUGGUUACCUCAGAGACACUGCGGAUUCCAGUUCAACCUGGACACUGCUUGGUGAGAACGUAACGACGAUGAGGGGACUGCCUUUUACGAUCCUACCACCCUCCCGACCUUCGUCUCGGCCGUCAUCUCCACCGCCAGAUGCCUAUGACUCCAGCACUAGCGAAUACGAGGUUCCUAACCGACGGGCCAUCAUCGUCACUGUCGAUAACACCACUGCCGUCUCGCUCGGCAACACCGGCACCAAGUCGGCCGACAACUCCGACGUUCGGCUCUGGCUUUGGCUCGGUGUACGCGAGCACCGAAGACGACACCGAAGACGACGGCCCCUUGCUCCCUCGCCGCACUCGCCCGGGCUGGUGGUCUUCCCGCCCAACCCGGUCCAGGAGGAAACGAGACCCGCUAUACGGCGUACAUGGCUGGAAAAGAUGCUUGAUGGUAGUUGUCCGUCAUCCCUCUUUCCGACUCAAAUAUCCUCUAUCCUAUUGGCCUUGCUAUUAUUUGCUCUGUUCGCGCUCGCAUUGACCCUGCUGCUCAUGCAUAUUCUCAACCCAGACAAGUACCAGCUCCCAUGGCGCUCCUACUGCUCUCUCGCACCCGCAUUCCCCCCUAAGCCAUCUGGUUCAUCCCUGCACGUCCCCACGCUAGACCAGCUCCCACCUACGGGCGUUUUUGUUGGUGUCAUGAGCAUGGAUUCAGCCUUCGAGCGACGGCAGCUCAUUCGCUCAACAUGGGCUUCUCAUCCCCGUAGUCGCGGUGGUGCCUCGCCCGAGUACGGCCUCAACAAUACUUCCCGCACUGUGGUCAGGUUCAUACUCGGCCAACCCCGCAAAGACUGGGAGCGUCGUAUCCGCCUCGAACAACAAGCCUAUAAUGAUUUGGUCAUUCUCCCGAUUAAAGAAAACAUGAACAAUGGCAAAACCCAUGCCUUUUUCACAUGGGCUCAUUCAAACGCGCUUGUUCCCCCUCCGGUGUUACUUCCUUCUGUGCCAGAGCACGACAACUACACGGUUCCACUCCAUAGCUCGGGGCUCAUACCUCCGUGGUACCGUCUCUAUGCAACCGAGAAUGAGUCACACGUCAGGCGUGGACCGGCCCCCGCUAAACCAGCUCCACACGACCCCGCACCCGUGCUCCAACCAGAAUCGGAUACGGCCCGACGUUCGGCCUCGGCCUUUUCGUCCAAAUUCCCCCGCCAUUUGACCUCCACUCCCAAUUUGUUCCCGCGCGAGGCGCACGACCACGGCCACAGUUCUCGCACUGCAUCCAAUGAAUGGAUCAGACCUGACUUUGUGAUCAAGGCAGAUGAUGAUUCAUUCGUCAUGCUUGCAGAGCUCGAGGCACGCCUCAGGUGGGAGUUGUAUGAGGCAAAGCGGGCUGCUGACACUGGGCCUGGGAAGGAUGACUCCAAACGCGAUGACUCUUCUACUACUACCACUGAUCCCAUCCACACGAGUCGAAGCGAGAGCGCACCCGAGACGACCGCAGAAACCUCGUCGACAGAGGCUGAGCCCAGUUCCAUGCCUGAUAUUGGGAAGCGGGAGUUCCCUGAGGGUAUAGUUUUCGAUAAGAGGGACUGGAGUGAUGGGAAAGGAAAGGAUCAUAUCGAAGGGCCAUUGAUUUACUGGGGAUAUCUUGUCAAAUCUCGAUUCAUGGCUGGCGAGUUGUAUGCACUGUCUUCGUCCUUGGUUGAAUACGUCGCUACGUAUCCCGCACUGAAGAGUAUGACCAACGGCGCAGAAGACAAACAGGUGGCCGCAUGGAUGAAGGCACACCCUCAAGCCGCCAACGUUCGGUGGCGAAGCGAGCGGUGUUGGGUGUACGACCAUCCUAAAGCUGGAACCGUCUAUUCCCAUGGAUUCCUGUUUCCCUCUGAAGCAGCGCGCGUCAGGUACCAAACAACACACGGCUUGACCCCUGCAGAGAUUAUCCACCUGCCUACUUCUUACCUUGUUGACGACCCAGUCAUGUUUGGCACGCGCUAUUCCAUUCCUGGCGGUUUUACAAAUUUUUCUAUUCCUAUGGAAGUCGAGGCCCUUGUAGAAGGUAGUGCACUCAGUCGGCUAGGCACGAUGCCUCCUCCAUUGUUGCCUUCCUCGUCUGUGCAACCUACCUCGUUCCCAUCCACAAGUCCCAAUUCCCAAUCCCAAUCCGAUCAGGAGUCUCUUCUCGCGGCCCUGAAAGAUCCUCAGUGGUCCGACGUUGUCAAUGCCUACGCAUCACGCGAGAGCCGCAAGUCAAGAUACGCCGGGCAGAGCGUGGGCGGGACGGUCGUUGUGCACUACAUCAAGCGCAACGAGUGGUUCUUGGAAGCGGCACUGGCGUUGUUGGGUGAUGACGAUGGGACCGAGGAUGGACCCGCCUUAUGA
Molecule: messenger RNA, 2382 nt
Organism: Rhizoctonia solani
Lineage: Eukaryota; Fungi; Basidiomycota; Agaricomycetes; Cantharellales; Ceratobasidiaceae
Product: glycosyltransferase family 31 protein
Exons: 8
Coding region: 1-2382 (793 amino acids)
Cellular component (GO): membrane
Molecular function (GO): hexosyltransferase activity
Source: RefSeq, a predicted model, not a curated record